CAGUUAUCAGUUUGAAUGUGCUGAGCGGUUGUUGCAUUUUAUUUAUACUUUCAGGCUAUAGCUGCACAGUUCCAGUUACUGUCCUUUAACUUUUUAGAAGGGUAGUUUUUUAAAAUGUUAUUGCCGUUUAGUUUGUUGUGGGAACAAAGUGAGAAGUGAUUACAGCUAACUGUAGCUGUCUACACCGCAUGUUGUAGCGUUCUCAGUUCAUGUCAACUAUUUUUCCGACAGGCCGGAAGCAGACAGUUAUUGUCGUGUAUGCUCCAGAGUGCCUCAGAUGCGUUAGUGACACCGGGCCCAGUCAGGGAUGAGCUGCGGGAGGCUCCACGUCAAAAUUAAGCGAGUGUGCGCGAGGAAGAGAUCCCAAAAUGUUUUUAAGACUCACCUGAUCCCUGUCCGAAAGCAGGGGAGAGGAGGAGGAAGAGAAGCCGGGUCAACGCCAUGCCUCCUUUCCAGGAGGAGCAGCACCACCAUGGCAGAACAUAGAGCUGUGGAGUACUGCAGCGACAGUGAAGAUCUGUUUGGUGAAUAUGACAGCAUCCUGGAGGAUACCUCCAUCCUUGCAAAGUUGGUGGAAGCAGAACAACAUGAAAGACUGCGAUCAGAGAACCUGCAGAGUUUCAGGACUCUGCAGCCUUCUGCAGACCCCAUGUCCCAGUCCCCCAAGGGCCCACUCACUGACUCGGUGUUCCAUGAGCUGGAGGACAAGGUGUUUGAGGACCUGCCACCCAGUCAGCUGCAGUUUCAGGAACAAAUCCAAGAUCAGGCAAAGAAAAGCAAGAUGCAGGUUCAAAAUAAAACCUCUACGCCUUCUCACACUGAGGCUGCAGGAGAAACAAACUGUGAGGAUGGAAGCAGGAAACACAGCAAGGCAAGGAGGAGUGUGGCAGACGUCCUGAAGAAGACCAUGCUGGGGAACGCAGCGACUCCUGUCGGUGUGUCUCGGACAGCGUUGCUGAAGGAGGCGGUUAUUUCUGAGGAGAUCAGUGUCGCCAUGCAGGCUAUGGAAAACGUAUCAGCUGAGACUCCAGACUUCGGGCCAUUCUUUGGACUCCCUAGCAAGGUCAAAGAGCUGAUGCACAAGCUGAGAGGAAUCCAGAAGUUAUACGACUGGCAGGAGGCGUGUCUGAACCUGGAGUGUGUUCAGCAGAGGAGGAACCUGAUUUACUCUCUUCCUACCAGCGGAGGGAAGACCCUGGUGGCAGAGAUCCUCAUCCUCAGAGAGCUGCUGUGCAGGAGGAAGGACUGUUUGUUCAUCUUACCGUACAUAUCACUGGUGCAGGAGAAGGUGCGUGGGCUGGCUACCUUUGGCCUGGAGCUGGACUUCAUGGUGGAGGAGUACGCUGGCAGCAAAGGCAAGUUUCCACCGGUGAAGAGAAGAAACAAGAGAUCCCUGUACAUCGCUACCAUAGAGAAGGCCCACAGCCUGGUCAACUCGCUGAUAGAAAGCAGCAGGCUGAACCACCUGGGGCUGCUGGUGGUUGAUGAGCUUCACAUGCUGGGUGAUGGCAGCAGAGGGGCUGUGAUCGAAAUGACUCUGGCCAAGGUUCGGUACAUGAGCAAAGCAACCCAGAUUAUUGGAAUGAGCGCCACCCUGGGGAACAUCAAGGACUUGCAGAUGUUUCUGGGGGCAGAAAAUUACACAAAUGACUUCAGGCCAGUUCAGCUGAAAGAAUAUGUCAAACUGAAUGACACCAUAUAUGAAGUUGACCCGAAGGAGGAAAACUGCUUCAGAUUCUCCAGAAUGCUCAACUAUAAAUACUCCAGCUCCAUGCAGAAGAUUGACCCAGACCACAUCAUUGCCCUGGUAACAGAAGUUAUCCCUCUGCAUUCAUGUUUGGUCUUCUGUCCUACGAAGAAAAACUGUGAGAAUGUUGCAGGAAUGAUCUGCAAGUAUCUAAAGGAAGACUUUCUGCAGCACCGUGAGGCUGAGAAGGCCGUCCUGCUCCAGGAGCUGAAGGCCAGUGGGAACGGCUCCAUGUGCCCGGUGCUGAGGAGGACCGUGCCCUACGGCGUGGCCUAUCACCACAGUGGCCUCACCGCCGAGGAGAGGAAGCUGGUGGAGGAGGCCUACUCCAGGGGCGUGCUCUGCCUCCUGGCCUGCACCUCUACCCUGGCAGCAGGAAUCAACCUGCCAGCCCGCAGGGUGAUCCUGCGCUCCCCUUAUGUGGCCACGGAGUUCCUAAAGAGGAGUCAGUACAAACAGAUGGUGGGCAGAGCAGGCCGGGCUGGGAUCGACACCAUCGGGGAGAGCAUCCUCAUCCUGCAGGAGAAGGACAGGAGCAUGGCCAAAGAGCUGGUGUGUGCCCCCAUGGAGAGCUGCUAUAGCAACCUGAUGCAGGACGAUGGGAAAGGCAUCCUCAGUCUGAUCCUGUCACUGAUUGGAUUAAAUAUCUCCUCGUCGCUGCAGCAGGUGGAGCAGUUCCUGCAUGGGACGCUGCUGUUUGUGCAGCAGCAGCAGCUGUGUGUGGAGCGCAGCCUGUGGGACACCGUCCAGCGCUGUGUAGCCACGCUGCGGGAGAAGGAGCUCAUCACCAUCACAGCAACAGAUUCCCCAUCGCUGCAGGUCACCAGACUGGGCAGGGCAGCGUACAAAGGCUCAGUGGAUCUGUCCUACUGCUCUGUUCUGUACAAAGACCUGUUGAAAGGUCUGGAGGGGCUGCAGCUGAGCAGCCACCUGCACCUGGUCUACCUGGUGACCCCCUAUGAUCUGGUCCCUCAGUGCAACCCUGACUGGAUGGUUUACUUCAGACAGUUCACCCUGCUGUCUGCUUCAGAGCAGAAGAUGUUUGCUGCUGUCGGAGUCCCAGAGAGCUUAGUGGCCCGGAAGGCUGCAGGACAGACGGUCAAGAAGAGCGUGGAUCUGGUGGCAGUGAAGCGGAUGUACCUGGCUCUUGUCCUCUUCUCCCUGCUGAGGGACACAGACGUGUGGGCCGUGGCCGACCGCUUCCAGCUCACCAGAGGCUUCAUUCAGACUCUGCUCAGCUCCGCCUCAGCCUUCUGCUGCUGCGUGCUGCACUUCACCGAGGAGCUGGAGGAGUUGUGGCCAUUUAAAGCUCUGCUGCUGGAGCUGACCCACCGCCUCAGUUACUGCGUGAAGGCCGAGCUCAUCCCUCUGAUGGAGGUGGCAGGAGUUUUGGAGUUCAGAGCAAAGCAGCUGUACAACGCUGGGUACAGGACGCUGAGCCACCUGGCCAACGCCGACCCUGCCGUCCUCUGCAGAACACUGGAGCACCUGUACCAGAAGCAGGCCAACCUGAUGGUGGCCUCAGCCAAGAUGCUCCUGAAUGAGAAGGCUGCAGCUCUGCAGGAGGAAGUGGACGAGCUGCUGACCCUGCCUGCAGACCUGCCGCCACAGCAGCUACUCUGAAACACAACGUCUCAAUGCUACAUUCAACUCUUGGCCUGUUUUUCAUAGGGGUUUUUUUAAUCUUAGAUUUUCUUAUUAAAAUAUUAGGUCAUACAAA
Molecule: messenger RNA, 3467 nt
Organism: Poecilia latipinna (sailfin molly)
Lineage: Eukaryota; Metazoa; Chordata; Actinopteri; Cyprinodontiformes; Poeciliidae
Gene: helq
Product: helicase, POLQ like
Exons: 18
Coding region: 308-3370 (1020 amino acids)
Molecular function (GO): ATP binding; nucleic acid binding
Source: RefSeq, a predicted model, not a curated record